AUCUUUAGUAAUGCAAGUAUGCACUGAUUGCUAACCUCAUGAGUUUAUUUAUUUCCAAAGCUUGGUUUCCCUGUUGUAAAAUAGUUAACAUAGUAAACAUCGUUUAGUGUCCACAGGCUACCACAAAAAUCACUUGAGGUUUUUCUUUUUGUUUGUUUUGUUUUGUUUUGUUUGUCGAUUUUACUCACAAUGUGCUGGUGUGUUGUUCAGGUCCCUCAGCCAAAACUGCAUUUAAAUCACACCAGACCCUCAGCAUCUGUGCUCUUCCUCUGCUCUUUGACAUGCUCGAGUGUGGACCAGCAGACAACACAAAUGCCCCUCUGAUUCAGAGCUUGUCUGUGAGUUUAAGCAGAAAUAACGGUUAAGAAGAAUAAUUUGACUUCAAAUAUGGAUGCAUAACUAGUGAUGCUAGUAAUUUUGAGCUUGGUGUGUUUAACCCAUUCACUGUUCAUUGGGCAUCUCCACAUUCAGCACUGCAGGACUUGUCUGCCACUUUGCUUGAUAUCAGUGUUCACCUUUGCCAUGACUUACUCUGUGCAUAAAGCAGUGAGUCUGUCCUUGAGCUUUUCCACACAAACAGAGACGUGACUGAGCUGGACAACAGGAAAGCUGCCUGGUAGAGGAAGUAGAAAAGGGGCCAUUUCACCACCAGCCAUGACUACGGGAGCAGCAUUACGGAUUUAUGGAAGGAUCAGACUUUUCCAUGCUUGACACACGGGAUAUCCCAUUAGUCACUCUGAUUUUCCCAACUUCCUGCAGCACUGGGGAGGAAUAACAGUCAUCAUCAAAAAAAAAAAAAAAGACCAAAAAAAUAAAUAAAGACAAAGACGUGAGGCCUGGCAAAAACACAGGGCCUGGAUGGGAGAGGUCAGUGGGACGGCGUUCAUUAUUCCACCGGGCAGGAAACGCCUCUGUGAGGAGCGCCCGCUCUCUCGCUAAGCGCUCCCCGCACCUGGAGCAGAGUGGAGAUGAUGGGGAAACCCUCUGCAGGAGGUCACUCAAGGAUAGUCUCACCCCGCGGGUUAUCCAGACUACUCACCCAAUUAUCACUCUAAUGCAUCAAGCAGACACACUUAGGGGAAUAGCGGUUCAAUGAGGUUCAUACACUAUAUGACAUAGAGUCUAUGUGGAAUAGAGAUUCAAUGUUCAUGAAGUCCUCGAUGUGUUUGCAAAAUGAAGAGUUCUGAUUACUUUCGACUGGACAGCUCUAUAGUGAAACUGGGCAGGACACUGAAUCUUUGAAUCAUGGUAGGCCGGUGAGCCAAUACAAUCGGGAGCAUAAUUAGCUUGCCAUACAAUGACGCAGCUGUACGCCAAUUUAAAAAAGGACGCCAUCUUGUGGGUAGUAUAGGUAAUAUUCAAGAAAUGUCUAACGGCCAAUACUGCAUUAGUGCCAGAAGUGCCACUGAAAUCGACACUUUUACAUAACUGGCGCGCAAUUUAACACGCCAUUCUUCUCUUCUAUUUAAUAUAUUUAACUUCAGGAAAAAUACUUAAGGUAUUAAGUGAACUGAAAAACACAUGUCGGUGCCAACCGCUGAACAGCUCAUGGAACUGAAAACAUGCGUAGGUGGCCCAAAUGGAACGACAUUGGUUUUAUGACGCAGACGUAGGAGAACGCUGGUCUCCUUCAUCAUACCUAGACCUGUCAACGUUGAUGAGCUGACGACCUUCAUAUAUCAUUUAAUGUGUUAGAUUUCCAUGAUUUAGGACAGGUCAAAUAAAAGUUAAAUUCAACCUUUUUGAAGUAAAGAUAAUAAUAUAACCCUUCUCGCCAUAGAAAGCGACCCAUCAGCACGAUGGCGGAUGAAAUACGCAGGAUAGCCGCUUUGCUGGAGCAGUCACUGAGCGAAAAGGACCAGGACCUAAUUUCUUUCAUCAAGCAGAAGAACGCCACUGAGCUGAAGAAGGUGACUAGUUACACUCCGGAGAAGGUGGUCACCCGCAGUGACACGAAGCGCGUAUCACUGCCCCCCUCAGAUGACCAGGGAAAGAACUAUUGUGAGAGAAGACAGGCGCUUCUCAGUACAGGAUUCUUCUGCCCAGCGAACAGACCAUACAAAAGUGUUGGACUACUUCACACGGACAACAUUGACCUUUUCUCCUCCUGGCUAACCCCUGACGACCAGAGGUCUCUGAAGUCUCACUGGGAUAAGAAGUAUGGCAAGAAGCCAGGAAGCACACCAACCUCCAGCAAGUUCAAUCAGGAAAAGGUCAAAAAGGAUGAGAAUAUCCUGGUAGGUCCGGCUCAGGACACCCAGGUGGGGAAAGGCUUCCUGCAUCUGAGACAGUACCUCAGAGAGAUGGCCGCCAUCCAGGUCACCCUCAGGAAUGGACGCCCACUCAUCUUCUGUCUAUGGGAACAAGAUGGACACUCAAUGCACGGCAGGUCCUCUUGCAACAAGGUCACAUCAGAAGGGGAGACCUUGAAGCCGGUGUCUCUGUGUAUGAAUGAACAGCUGGACCCAGAGGAGGAGACCAUACGAGAGAGGGCGUUUGCCAGGAAACAGGAGAGUUUCUCAGAGCAGCUCCAGUGGAUCUAUAAGAUAUUGUGUGGGAUAUCACACAUGCGCAACAGAGACCUGAAGACACUGAGACCUGAAGACACUGGUAUGCAUUAA
Molecule: messenger RNA, 2621 nt
Organism: Clupea harengus (Atlantic herring)
Lineage: Eukaryota; Metazoa; Chordata; Actinopteri; Clupeiformes; Clupeidae
Exons: 9
Coding region: 1800-2621 (273 amino acids)
Source: RefSeq, a predicted model, not a curated record